Quercus robur (English oak) is the source of this 3981-nucleotide messenger RNA. RefSeq names its product squamosa promoter-binding-like protein 1. The record is from RefSeq and is a predicted model, not a curated record. Gene Ontology annotation, molecular function: DNA binding. The coding region runs from base 675 to 3782 and encodes 1035 amino acids. NCBI's taxonomy places the organism in Eukaryota, Viridiplantae, Streptophyta, Magnoliopsida, Fagales, Fagaceae. The transcript has 10 exons. Gene Ontology annotation, cellular component: nucleus.
GAAGGACACGGUGUGGGCUUAGAUUCCUAAACAUAAAAGUGUACUGACUCUCUCUCUCUCUCCCCACUGAAAUGGCAUUUAUUUCACACACUUUCCUAACCUGCUCCUAAUUUUCCUUUGCUAUAUAUUCUCUGUCUCUCUCUGUUGAUCUCCAAGGUGGUACAAGCUUGAGGGCUCCAACAAGACCAGCUUGAUAUCUAUCGGCAAAGUUUCUCUUAUUUUAAUCAUGGGUUUGUACCGUUAAACUUGUUUUGAGUUAUAGUUGUUAUGAUUGAGUUUUGUUAAUGAUGUAAAAUUUGAGAACUUUAUUAGUUUGAUGGAAUUGUGGGAUUGUUGUGAUUGUGAGUACGGUGGUGUUUUUGUUGAUGAUUUUGAGGGAAUAAGUGGGUGAUUGAAGGGUUUUGAGCAUGUGGGUAGCUAUUGUUUUUUAUCCAUGAAUGUGUUGGUGUACUAUAUAUGGAGUUCUGGGGGCAUAGAGAGGAUAAAGACAAAGACUUUUUUUUGGGGGGCUUGAGUUUAAUUUUUGUGGGGUUUUUAUGUUAGUAAUUUCUAGCUGGAAUUGAACGUUGACCUUUUUAAGUUUAAUUGGGUUUUUGUUCAAUUGGGUAGCUAAUUUUGCUAGAAUUGGAAUCUGGGUGUUUUGACUUUUUCUGUGUUUUUGGAAAUUUUGAUAAAUGGAGGCUCAAUUUGGAGGUAAGGCUAAUCAAUUCUUUGGUCCUGUGGUGCCGGAUUUGAAGGCGGUUGGGAAAAAGAGUUUGGAAUGGGAUUUGAAUGACUGGAAAUGGGAUGGCGACCUUUUUAGAGCUAGUCCAUUAAAUUCUGCACCAUCUGAUUGUAGGAGUAGGCAGUUAUUUCCAGUUGGGACAGAAAUUCCAGAAAAUAUUGUUUUGUCGAACAGUUUGUCGUCUGGUUCGGAUGAUGUUAAUCCGGCGAAUGGUGUGGGAAGGAGGGAAUUGGAGAAGAGGAGGAGGGCUGUGGCUGUUGAAGAUGAAGAGUUAAAUGAUGAAGAUGGGUCCCUUAACUUAAAGCUUGGUGGGCAAGUUUACCCUAUCAUGGAAGGGGAGUUAAAGAGUGGGAAGAAGACAAAGAUAGUUGGGAAUUCUUCAAACCGUGCGGUUUGUCAGGUGCAGGAUUGUAGGGCUGAUCUCAGCAAUGCCAAGGAUUACCACCGCCGACAUAAGGUUUGUGAUGUGCAUUCCAAGGCCAGCAAAGCACUGGUGGGAAACAUUAUGCAGCGGUUCUGUCAGCAGUGUAGCAGGUUUCAUGCUCUUCAAGAGUUUGAUGAGGGAAAGAGAAGUUGUCGUAGACGGUUGGCUGGUCAUAAUAGGAGGAGGAGGAAAACACAUCCUGACACUGUAGUUAAUGGAGGCUCUCUGAAUGCUGAAAGGGGUAGCAGUUAUCUAUUGAUAAGUUUGCUGAGGAUUCUCUCUAAUUUGCACUCAAAUGGCUCAGAUCAAAACAAGGACCAGGAUCUGUUAUCUCAUCUGUUGAAGAACCUGGCCAGUCUAGCUGGUACGGUUGAUGGAAGGAACAUAUCUGCAUUAUUGGAGGGAUCUCAAGGUUUGCUUAAUGCUGGGACAUCUAAUGGGGCUCCACAAAAGGUGACAGAUGUUACUCCAAAUGGUUCAGAACCCUCUAGGCCUUUUAGUUCAGCCUUAAAGAUGGAUGAUUGCAUCAACCUUCAUGACCAUUCUCGGCCUAUGGGAAAAUGUGUGACAGUAUCUGCAUCUGAUGUAGCUCAGAAAAGAAUAUCUUCAGAUGAUGCUGGGGGUAGACAUGUACAAGCUCUAUCGGGUCUACAGCACAUGAAUCCGCCUCCUUCAAAGGAUGGCCUUCCAUCCAAAUCAAUAUCAGAGACUACAAAUGGGAGGAUCAAAUUUAAUAACAUUGAUUUGAAUAAUCUAUGUGAUGAUUCAGAGGGCCAUGUGGAGAAUAUAGGGAAGUCUCACGCCCUUGUAAAUUCUGGGACUGGGCUUCUUGGCCAUCCGUUAUGGGUACAGCAUGACUCUCUCAAGUCUAGCCCACCUCAGACUAGUGGCAACUCAGAUUCAACUUCUUCACAGUCACCAUCUAGUUCCAGUGGAGAGGCUCAGGUUCGCACGGAUCGAAUAGUUUUCAAACUCUUUGGGAAAGACCCGAAUGAUUUUCCUCUUGCUCUCCGAACCCAGAUUCUCGACUGGUUAUCCCACAGUCCUACUGACAUUGAGAGCUAUAUAAGGCCAGGCUGUAUCAUAUUAACAAUGUACCUCCGUCUAGAAAAAUCCACAUGGGAGGAGCUCUGCUGUGAUCUGGGAUCCUAUCUAAGAGAGCUACUUGAUGCAUCCAACGACUCUUUCUGGAGAACAGGAUGGGUGUAUACUAGGGUGCGACAUUCUGUAGCAUUUAUGUAUAAUGGUCAGGUUGUCUUAGACACACCCUUACCUCUUAAAAACCAGAAAAGUUGCAGAAUUUCAAGCAUCAAGCCUAUUGCUGUUUCUGAAUCUGAGAGAGUUCAGUUUGUCGUAAAAGGCUGUAACCUAUUCCGGUCCAGUGCUAGGUUACAUUGUGCUCUAGAAGGCAAGUAUCUGAUCCAGGAAACUUGUAAUGAGUUGAUGGACAGUGCUGAUACAGCCAUUGAGCACAAUGAACUCCAGUGCCUCAGCUUCCCCUGUUCUAUACCAAAUGUUACUGGGAGAGGAUUCAUUGAGGUUGAAGAUCAUGGUCUCAGCAGCAGCUUCUUUCCAUUUAUAGUUGCUGAGCAAGAAGUGUGUUCUGAGAUCUGUAUGCUGGAGGGCGCAAUUGAGGUGGUUGAAACUGCUGAUGACAUUCAGAGAGUACCUGCACUGCUGGAAGCAAAGACUCAAGCCCUGGACUUUAUACAUGAAAUGGGUUGGCUGCUUCAUAGAAGUCAUGUGAAAUUCAGGCUAGGUCACAUGGAUCCAAACCAGGAUCUCUUCCCCUUCAAGCGGUUCAAGUGGCUCAUGGAAUUCUCCAUGGACCAUGACUGGUGUGCUGUAGUGAAGAAACUCUUGGGAAUUCUGUUUGAGGGUGCAGUUGGUACAGGAGAGCAUCCUUCUGUUGAGCUUGCUUUGUUGGAUUUGGGUCUCCUCCACACAGCUGUCUGGCGAAACUGCAGGCCUAUUGUGGAACUCCUGUUAAGAUUUGUUCCAGAUAAAGUUUUGGAUAAAGCAGGAUCUCAGGGGAAGCAACAGGUUGAUAAGGGCAUCAAUGGCUUCUUAUUUAAACCUGAUAUUUUAGGGCCUGCAGGGCUUACUCCACUUCACAUUGCAGCUAGCAAGGAGGGCUCUGAGAAUGUGUUGGAUGCCUUAACUGAUGAUCCUGGAUUGGUUGGAAUUAAAGCAUGGAAGAGUGCUCGUGAUAGUACGGGUUUGACACCCAAUGAUUAUGCAUGCCUGAGAGGCUACUACUCCUAUAUCCAUCUUGUGCAGAAGAAAAUCAGCAACAAAUCAGAAAACAGUCAUGUGGUGCUUGAUAUCCCUGGUGCUCUCCUGGAUUGUAACACCAAACGGAAGCAAUCAGAUAGGCAUAAGUUGUCGAAAGUUGCCAGCUUGCAAACUGAGAAGGUUGAAAUGGGAGUAAGUUGUCGACAUUGCAAGGUAUGUGAGCAGAAGCCGGCUUAUGGCAAUAUGAGAAGAUCACUAGUAUACAAGCCGGCAAUGCUCUCAAUGGUCACUAUUGCGGCUGUUUGUGUUUGUGUGGCUUUACUCUUCAAAAGCUCACCUCAAGUUCUUUACGUGUUCCAGCCCUUUAGGUGGGAAUUGUUGAAGUACGGGUCAAGCUAAGGUGGUUAAUCUGUAUCUUUUAUAGAUUGUAGGCUAAAUUUCUUUUUUCUUUCUCUCCCCCCUCUUUUCCAUCCUAAUUUCAAAAGAGCAAUGUAAAAUCCCUAAUGAUAUUUGUGGGUUUAGAUAUCAGUGAAAAAUACUGUAUAUGUAUUACUGAGUUCAUUUCAAAUAUAUAUAGGGAAAAAUUUUCAAUUAGAAA